GGAAAAAUCAAUAUUCCUGGCGACGGCCAUUUCGAUGCAGAUCGAAAAGAUCUGAACUUUCUCUGAGAAAACAAUGUUCAAAGUGGUUGCUGAUCCAGUCAGAAAAUUUGGAAAGAACCCUGUGGGUAGUUAAAAUUUUCCCGGAAAAAUCUGAGAGAAAAUAAAGGAAAAUACAGUUUCUACCGGGAGAGAGAAAGAGAGAGAUGGGAGACGUGGGGAAGGCGAUGGGAGUGCUGAUAAGCGGAACUCUGGUGUAUUACCACUGCGCUUUCCGCAACGCAACGCUUCUCUCUCUCUUCUCCGAUGUCCUUAUCGUUCUCCUUUGUUCCCUCGCCAUUCUUGGUCUCCUCUUCCGACAACUCAACAUCUCGGUACCUGUGGAUCCGCUAGAAUGGCAGAUAUCGCAAGACACAGCCAAUAACAUCGUUGCACGCUUAGCUAAUACAAUCGGAGCAGCUGAAUCUGUUCUCAGGGUUGCAGCAACUGGGCAUGACAAGAGACUAUUCGUUAAGGUCGUUAUCUGCCUCUUCUUGCUGUCAGCUCUGGGCCGACUCAUAUCCGGUGUUACCGUUGCUUAUGCAGGACUGUGCUUGUUCUGUCUCUCCAUGCUCUGUCAGAAUUCGCAGUCUUUUGGGAAUUGCGUACUGAAGCGAAGAAACGGAGAGGUUUUGGAACAAGAUAGACAUGCUGAUUCCUAACUUUGUACACCUUGUCUUUUUCACUUCUCUGAGUUCAUAUUCUGAUGAUAGUUUCAGGUAGUUACCAUCUCUGUACAUGCCUCUUGUUCAAUAUACACUUGAUUGCAUUGGAUCUUGCCCUUCACACAUCCGUUUGUGUGUAAACGAUCGAGUUCUCCAAUCAUUAUUAAAAAACAAAAAUCCUUGUGUGAA
Tarenaya hassleriana is the source of this 890-nucleotide messenger RNA. RefSeq names its product reticulon-like protein B22. Bases 204 to 698 code for a protein of 164 amino acids. The transcript has 4 exons. NCBI's taxonomy places the organism in Eukaryota, Viridiplantae, Streptophyta, Magnoliopsida, Brassicales, Cleomaceae. The record is from RefSeq and is a predicted model, not a curated record.